Molecule: messenger RNA, 2102 nt
Organism: Brachypodium distachyon (stiff brome)
Lineage: Eukaryota; Viridiplantae; Streptophyta; Magnoliopsida; Poales; Poaceae
Exons: 1
Coding region: 157-1818 (553 amino acids)
Source: RefSeq, a predicted model, not a curated record
GCGCUCCAAGGCGGCCGCACACGUCGAGCUCGAUUAAUUUCUCCGGUAUCAUCCGGUCUCCAGCUUCCCCUGUUUUUUUCGUCCACAAACCACAAAGCCCACAAAGCAGAGUGCGAUCGAGAGCAAGAGAGAAGAAGAGGAGCGGUUGUUUUGCAGAUGGAGAGAGGCGACGGAGCAGCAGCAGGAGGAGGAGGGAUGGGGCCGCGGGGCGCGCCGGCGGCAAUGCUGGGCAUGGGGAUGCAACAGUUCGUGUCGCAGCCGCACGCCGCCGCCCCCGUGUUCCAGCAGCCGGAGCACCUCCACGGCGGCGUCUUCGGCCAGCACCACCACCAACCCGUUCCGGCGCCGGCGAGGCAGCAGCCGCCGUCGUACUCGCCUUAUCCGGCGGUGCCGGUCAGGGCGGGAGGAGGCCAUCACGAAGAGGAAGCCAUGGGCCACGGCGCCGGGAACGAUGGCGUCGCGGCGCAGCAGCAGCAGCAGCCGGGGGGCCUCUGGUCGCGGAUGAAGUGGACGGACGCGAUGGUGCGCCUGCUGAUCAUGGUGGUGUACAACGCCGGGGAUGACGGGGAGGGCGCCGUGGCCGCCGCCGUUGGAGGAGGAGGAGGAGGAGGAGGAAGCAGGGCGGCGGCGCAUGGGCACGGGCAUGGGUCGGCGACGGCGGCGGCGCACGCGCAGCAGAAGAAGGGCAAGUGGAAGUCGGUGUCGCGGACGAUGGGGGAGCACGGCUUCACAGUGUCCCCGCAGCAGUGCGAGGACAAGUUCAACGACCUCAACAAGCGGUACAAGCGCGUGGUGGACCUGCUGGGCAGGGGCAAGGCGUGCGCCGUGGUGGAGAGCCCCGCGCUCCUGGACGCCAUGGACGAGCUUCCCCCCCGGGCCAAGGAGGAGGCCCGCAAGCUGCUCAGCUCCAAGCACCUCUUCUUCCGCGAGAUGUGCAACUACCACAACUCCCCCCACCCCCACGCCGCCGCCGCCGUUACGGUCGCCUCGCACCACGGCGCCGCCGUCCACGACCACGAGGGCGCCGCAGCAUGCUUCCACCACCCGCAGCCGGUGGCAUGUGCCUCGUCUGCUGCCGCUCUCCAUGCUCUGGCUCCUUCCCCGGCGAUGAUGAACUCCUCCACGCGCACAGAAGGGGAUGAGGAGGACGACGACAGCGAGAACGCGCACCCCCGAACAAGCAACGAGGUUGAAGAGAUGGACGAAGAAGACGUCCUGGACGACGAAGAGGAGCAGGCGCCGGGGAUCAAGAGCAAGCACCGCCGCUUCCACAGCCUCAACAGCAACGGGUUCCCCAAGCGCCGCCGGGGCGAGAGCAGCACGAUGGAAGCAGAAGAGGACGGGAACAACAACGACAACACGGGGGCGGGCGAGGGGGAGGCGCCGUCGUCCGCGGGCGUGCAGCAUCUCCAGAGCGAGCUGGCGGCCGCGGCGGGCGGCGGGGACCCGGAGCAGGCGCGGCGGUGGAUGCGGCGGCGCGCGCUGGCGGUGGAGGAGCAGCUGCUGGCGUGCGACUACCGCGAGUACAAGCUGCACCGCCAGCGGCUCAAGUGGGAGCGCUUCUGCGCGGGCAAGGAGCGCGAGAUGGAGCUGGCCAAGCUGAGGAACGAGCGCGCCCGCAUCGACGGCCGACGCAUGCUGCUCAUGAUCCAGCACAAGGAAAUGGACCUGCUCAGGGGCUCCUCAACCGCCGGCGAGGCCUGCAACAACUCCUCCUCUGUUGACCACAACCCGCGCCAGACCCCGCCGUUCUCCGCCUUCCAGCAGCAGCAGCAGCUCGGCUCCAGCCCCUCCACCGCCGGCGGCCACCACAGCUAGGAGGAGAAGACCAAACAGCGCAGCUCCUCCCAUCGCAUGCAUAUCUUUGCUUUCCAUUAAUUCCUAGUAGUAAUCAGCAGUAGAUGACCGUGUUUUAUUGAGAAGAUUUUCAGCAUCGUUUCUAGUCUAAUGCAGUCAGUCAAAGUUCGUCAGUUUGUGAGCCUAGCUCGUGUCAGGUCAGACUUAUAUAAUAUGGAUUUCUUUCUGUUCCUUCUUGGUAAUGGGUGACAAUAUUUGAACUUUGGUAAACCGGGAAUAAAGAUGUGGUAAUUAUGUGGUUUAAA